AUGCGGAGCGGCGGGUGCGCGGUGCAGCAGGAGCUGGCGCCCGACGCGGCGGCCGUGAUGCGGCAGGCGGUGAGCCUGGCCCGGCGCCGGGGCCACGCCCAGGUCACGCCGCUCCACGCCGCCAGCGCCAUGCUCGCGGACGCCGGGGGCCUCCUCCGCGCCGCCUGCCUCCGGUCGCGGGCGAGCUCCCACCCGCUCCAGUGCAAGGCGCUCGAGCUCUGCUUCAACGUCGCGCUCAACCGCCUCGCCACGGCGGGGCCCCCGGCGCCGGCCAUGUUCCAGCAGUUCCACGCCCACCACGCGGCUGGAGGGCACCGCGCGCCCACGCUGUCCAACGCGCUCGCCGCCGCGUUCAAGCGCGCGCAGGCGAACCAGCGCCGGGGCGCCGGCUCUACCUCCGCGGAUGUCGCCGCCAGGGUCGAGCUCGAGCAGCUCGUCAUCUCCAUCCUCGACGACCCCGGCGUCAGCCGCGUCAUGCGCGAGGCAGGCUUCUCCAGCGCCGAGGUUAAGGCCAACGUCGAGAAGGCGGCCUCGUCGCCGGAGCAGCAGUCGUCCAACACGGCGAGCAGCACCACCAGCGCCGCCUCCCCGAAUACUAAACCCAGCAGGGAGUCCAAUAAAGCCAAGGCCGACGCCGCCGGCGACGCCGCGCGCGUGCUGGACUGCAUGGCGAGCUGGAGGAGCCGGUGCGUGGCGGUCGUCGGCGAGAGCGCGGGGGCCGCGGAGGGAGUUGUGAAGGCGGUGAUGGACAAGGUGAGCAAGGGGGACCUGCAGCUCCAGCACGAGUGCCUCAAGAAUGCCCAGCUCGUGCCCUUCUCGGCCGCGUCCUUCCAGCGCUUGCCGAGGGAGGAGGUGGACGCCAGGGCCGGCGACCUGCGCGCGAUCAUUCGCGAGGCCCGCGCCGCCGGGAAAGGCGUGGUGCUCGUGCUCGAGGACCUCGCCUGCGCAGCCGAGGCCUGGGCCGCCGCCUCGUGGAAGAGAAGUGGGCAUGCCCGCUAUUACUACUGCCCCGUCGAGCACGCGGUCAUGGAACUGAGCAACCUGGUGCGCGGCGGCGGAGGCCGCGGCCACGACAUGUUCUGGCUGCUGGGCUUCUCAGCCUACGCGUCCUACACGAGCUGCAGGUCGGGGCAGCCCUCGCUUGAGGCCGUCUUGGAGCUACACCCCAUCCUCGUGCCGGACGGCAGCCUCGCCGGCGACAGUGAGAUCACACACUGCGGCGCCGCCGAUAUGGCCAUGGCGACGGCGGCGAGCGUCCCCUCGUGGAUUCGCCGCUGCCAGCAACAAGGUCCAGUUCCCACCGGAUCGGAGCUCACACUGAGCUUCUCCUCUCCGGCCUCUUCCUCCCUCAGCGGCUUUGCCCAUCACGACGCCAACAUGAGCUGUGAGCCACGGCAUGAUCUCAUCGACCGCCGGCGGCAACCCUUGCACUUGCAGAACCACGGGCACCACGGUCCAACAAUGGCUGACUCAUGCGAUCAGCAGUUGAUCGCGAGCCCUAAUCCAGGAUCGUCUAACUCGGUGUCCAAAUCCAACUCAUCGGACGGCGCCACGGAACCUGCAGCUCGCCGCCGCCGGAAGUUCACCGAGCUCACCGCGGAGAACCUCAAGAUUCUGUGCGGCGCACUCGAGGCGCGCGUCCCGCGCCACAGAGAUAUAGCUCCGGGCAUCGCCAGCGCCGUGCUCCAGCGCCGCUCCGGCGUGACAAGGAUGACGCGGCCGAGCUCAGCAACAACGUGGCUGCUCUUCAAAGGGAGGGACAGCGACGGCAAGACGGCGAUGGCCCGGGAGCUCGCCAGGCUUGUGUUUGGCUCAUACGCCGAGUUCACCUGCAUCACCGCACCAGAGCUAACCUUGGCUCCCUCCGGUUCCAACUCCGGCGACAGCCUCAAGAGGCAGAGGUCGCCGGACGACGAGCACGGCUACAUGCAGAGGUUGUACGAGACGAUCCGCGAUAACCCUCACCGUGUCGUGAUGAUCGACGGCGCCGAGCACGACUCAGAAGACGGUAUCAAGAACGCCAUGGCGACCGGAACUGUGAGGGGAUGCGAUGGUGACGCGGUCAGCUUGGAGGACGCCAUCGUAGUGAGCUGUGACGAAGUGUUUGAGUCGAGUUCUAGGGUUUCCUCCCGUCGGCUGGUCAAGCAGCAACGUGUCAUGAGUGACGUCGUCGUCGACAGCAAGGUGGAAGAGGAUGGCACAGAGAAAGGAGACGUGCCACGUUUCGGCCUGGAUUUGAACGCCUGCGCCGCCGCCAUGGACGGAGAAGGGGAGGAAAGGAGUCCUCCGCCUAAUGACAUGGAGAUCCUUAAAGCUGUGGAUGGCGUUUUCUUCUUCCAAUGUUAACUGAGAAAUAGUGUGUGAUUAGCUAUGCUUCAAUUGAUGACAAUUUUACA
Molecule: messenger RNA, 2396 nt
Organism: Setaria italica (foxtail millet)
Lineage: Eukaryota; Viridiplantae; Streptophyta; Magnoliopsida; Poales; Poaceae
Product: protein SMAX1-LIKE 3
Exons: 2
Coding region: 1-2346 (781 amino acids)
Source: RefSeq, a predicted model, not a curated record